AGGUCUGAGCGCGCCACCGCUUCUCCGUCACUCCAGUCACACUUUGACACGCAGACACAGCGCAGGACACUUGUGACAAUAAGUAAAUAUGCCGCUUUCCAGCAGCUCCACGUCCUCCACGAAGAGCCUCCGCCGAGCAGCAUCCGAGCUGGAGCGGUCUGACUCCAUCACGUCUCAAAGAUUCCUCGGAAGAAGGCAGAGCUUGAUCGAGGACGCGCGCAAGGAGCGUGAAGCCGCGGCUGCAGCGGCGGAGGCUGCAGAGGUCACUGAGCAAAUCGUGUUCGAGGAAGACGAUGGAAAAGCGCUGCUCAACAUCUUCUUCACGCUGAGGAACUCCAAGACACCUGCGCUGUCCCGGGCACUGAAGGUUUUCGAGACAUUCGAAGCAAAGAUUCGUCAUUUGGAGACGCGACCAAAGAGAAAGCCCAGGGACAGCGUGGAGGGUCUGGAGUACUUGGUGCGCUGCGAGGUGCAUCUCUCAGACGUCAGCACUCUCAUCAGCUCCAUCAAGAGGAACGCAGAGGAUGUGAAAACCACCAAAGAAGUCAAAUUUCAUUGGUUCCCAAAGAGAAUAGCUGAUUUGGACAGGUGUCAUCAUCUGGUCACUAAAUUUGAUCCGGACUUGGAUCAGGACCAUCCUGGCUUCACAGACCUGGCCUACAGACAGAGGAGGAAGAUGAUUGGUGACAUUGCCUACAGAUACAGACAUGGGGAGUCGAUUCCCAAAGUGGAAUACACCGAGGAUGAGAUCGGCACAUGGCGAGAAGUCUACUCAACCUUGAGGGACUUGUACAGCACCCACGCCUGCAGUGAAUACGUGGAGGCCUUCCGCCUGCUGGAGAGGCAUUGUGGGUACAGUCCUGACAACAUCCCCCAGCUGGAAGACGUGUCACGCUUCCUCAAAGAGCGCACAGGCUUCCAGCUGCGUCCAGUUGCAGGUCUGCUCUCAGCCAGAGAUUUCUUGGCCAGUUUGGCGUUCCGGGUGUUCCAGUGCACCCAGUACAUCCGACACGCCUCCUCUCCCAUGCACUCACCAGAGCCAGACUGUGUCCACGAGCUCCUGGGACACGUCCCAAUGCUGGCCGACCGCACCUUUGCCCAGUUUUCACAGAACCUCGGUCUGGCAUCAGUCGGGGCUUCAGAUGAAGACAUUGAGAAACUGUCCACACUCUACUGGUUCACCGUCGAGUAUGGUUUAUGUAAACAGAAUGGUGAGGUGAAGGCUUACGGUGCUGGGCUGCUCUCCUCAUACGGAGAACUUGUGCACUCUCUGUCUGACGAGCCAGAGACGAGGGAGUUCGAACCCGAGGCUGCGGCGGUGCAGCCUUAUCAAGACCAGACCUACCAGCCCGUCUACUUUGUCUCCGAGAGCUUUUCAGAUGCCAAGGAGAAAUUCAGGACUUACGUGGCCGGUAUCAAGCGUCCCUUCUCGGUGAGAUUCGACCCCUUCACCAGCAGCAUCGAGGUCCUGGACGACCCGCUGAAGAUCCAGGGAGGCCUAGAGGGGGUGAAGGACGAGCUGAAGAUGCUGACAGACGCCCUCAGCGUCUUGUCAUGAUGACGCCCCACUGCUGUCUGCUUCCUCUCCGCUGUGCUCUGCGACGUCCGAUGUGUCAACAAGACCACUGUGUCCAUCUCUCUCUCUCUCUCUGUGCUGUACCUCCAGUCUGAUGCUGUCUCUGAUGGGUUGUUGCUUGUUGUGGGACACCGU
Molecule: messenger RNA, 1711 nt
Organism: Platichthys flesus (European flounder)
Lineage: Eukaryota; Metazoa; Chordata; Actinopteri; Pleuronectiformes; Pleuronectidae
Gene: th
Product: tyrosine hydroxylase
Exons: 13
Coding region: 89-1558 (489 amino acids)
Biological process (GO): dopamine biosynthetic process from tyrosine
Cellular component (GO): perikaryon; axon; cytoplasm
Molecular function (GO): iron ion binding; tyrosine 3-monooxygenase activity
Source: RefSeq, a predicted model, not a curated record